Molecule: messenger RNA, 1552 nt
Organism: Schistocerca piceifrons (Central American locust)
Lineage: Eukaryota; Metazoa; Arthropoda; Insecta; Orthoptera; Acrididae
Gene: Mlf
Product: myeloid leukemia factor
Exons: 7
Coding region: 133-978 (281 amino acids)
Biological process (GO): regulation of DNA-templated transcription
Cellular component (GO): cytoplasm; nucleus
Source: RefSeq, a predicted model, not a curated record
AAAUCGUCAGUACGAACUACGAAGUUUCGAUCAGUCGAACAACGAACGAGUUAGUGUGUGUGUGUGUGUGGGCGAGAGAAUUUUCCUUCAAGCAAGUGAAUUUAGUCAGUUAUAGUGUGAAAUUUCGGUGCGAUGUCGCUUUUUGGAUCGCUGAUGGGGGAUUUUGAAGAGGACCCUUUCUUUGGAGCACACAUGCGGUCCAUGCGUCAGAUGAAUGACAUGAUGAAUUCAAUGUUCUCGAAUCCAUUCGGAAUGUUGGGAGGUAUGGGUUUUCCAGCUCUAGAAGGCCCACGUUCUCAGAACUCUCCUGCAAGCAGGGGGUGUCAAGAUUUGAUGCCAUUUGGAUUUCCAAACAUGAACAGCAUAUUCCAGAAUUUUGAGCACAUGGCCAACAAUCCAAACUGUCAUUCAUUCAGCAGCAGUACAGUCAUGACAAUGAGCAGUGGACCAGAUGGAAAGCCGCAGGUAUACCAGGCAUCAUCGUCAACACGCACUGCACCUGGUGGCAUCAAGGAAGUGAAGAAGACCGUUUGUGAUUCUCGUUCAGGAACAAAGAAAAUGGCUGUUGGACAUCAUAUUGGUGAACGUGCACACUAUCUGGAACGUGAACAGAAUAUGUACUCUGGGGAGCAGGAGGAGAGGCAGGAUUUCAUUAACCUUGAAGAAGAUGAAGCAGAGGAGUUUAACAAAGAAUUUGAACAGAAAGCCCGCAACACAGUGGGAUCAAUAAAUUAUCCCUCAGCCCAUCUUCCCUCUAGAAGGCACCGUGAUAUGCUUGCUCUUCCUAGCAGCAGUUCUCGCAUCAAGAAUCGUCCCUAUCACAGUAAUAAUCACAGGAACUAUCCAGCGCUGCCAUCUCCAUCUCGCAUACACUCAAAGGAACGUUCCCGGAAGCGAGAUCAUGAACCUGAAUCCCUAUUGGAGAGGAGCCACAAAUCUCUGAAGUCCUCCAGCAGCACUUCCAAUGAGAAUCCUUAGUCAGCUAAAUUCUUCAUGGCUGUAUUUACUACUACUACUAACUUCUGUUUAACAAGUUAGAACUGUUGUUCCCCUUAUGAUUGGAGGCUGUAUACCAUCUUCAGGGAUUAGUGUAUGUGUGUAUUGUAUUAUUCAAUGUCUAGACAUUAGUCUUAAAAUGUAUUACAAAAUAACUUUGCUUGUUUAAGAGAAUCUUUUUCUUGUCUAUGUUUCCCUAGAAUUUGUGCUACCCCACUUCCUCUUCAAAAGUAUGUUUAUGGAUCUUCAGCACAGUACAUGAACAAAAUGUGCUUCAGUUUACUGUUGUAUUAUAUAAAGGUUAGCAUGUUUCCAAUAUAUAUAGGAACUGGUCCAUAUGGCAUACAGUUUUAAUUUGUUGAUAAAAUGUCAGUUUUUUAGUAUUUAGCAGCUCAUAGACGAUUGUACUAAGCAAACAUUCUAAAUUGCCGUCAUUAUUGUAACAUUGAUGCAUAACUAUUAUUCACCAAGGUUGUAUUAUCCCCCUUAAGGUUUUGUGUGUGUGCGCCGUGUAUGCAAGUUGUUAUAUGAUUAAAAUAAAGUUCGCUGAAUUUGA